AUGAAGUUUGAAAAAAAUGAAGCGGGUGUAGAAAGUAAAAGUGAAGAUAAAGAAAAAGACCGGAAUGGCAAGGGGCAGCAAAGCGGCAGGGCAGAAAUGGCAGAGGAAAAUGUGCAGAAGAACAACGCAGAGAAUGGAGGGAAUAAACGAGGGGAUAGGAUAGAAGACGGGAGAGGAUGGGAGAGGAUGGGAGAGGAGAGAGAAUGGAAAUCGAGAGAGGAUGGAAGACGAGAGAGGAUGGAAGUCGAGAGAGGAUGGGAGAGGAGGAGGUCGUGGAAAUAUUCGAAAUCGAUGCAAGGUGUUGGACUCGUCGGAGCGUUUUUCGAACCGGAACCUAAAAAGAGCCUCCCUGUCAGCCGCCGUGAAGAGGCUGGUAAGACACUACCCAUCACCGUGGUAUCAUAA
This is a messenger RNA of Venustampulla echinocandica, 405 nucleotides long. RefSeq lists its product as uncharacterized. The transcript has a single exon. NCBI's taxonomy places the organism in Eukaryota, Fungi, Ascomycota, Leotiomycetes, Helotiales, Pleuroascaceae. The coding region runs from base 1 to 405 and encodes 134 amino acids. The record is from RefSeq and is a predicted model, not a curated record.